AUGCGGAGAGAGGUGGGCGUGUGGGGGCGGAAGCCCUCGUCGCCAGCCGCUCUUCGUGUCAAGGUGGAGCGCGAGCGGGCGGCCGCUCGCCAGAGGGAGGACGUUCGCAUCCGAAGGGCGUCGAGGUUCAUGUCGGCGAAGGAGGUGCGCUUCAUGGAGGCUUCGCAGAGCAUCAAGUUCCUCGGAAGCGGACGCUACGGCGAGGCGAGGCUCGUCCGCUGGGGCGAGCAAGAGGCCGUGCUCAAGAAGGGCGCGGGGGGCGCCCCCCUGCCCCUGGGGCUGUGCCGAGAGCCGGCAGCCAUGCUCAUCUCGUGCGCGGGCGCGACCACGCUGGAGCAGGCCCUGCGUGGAAGCAGGUGGAGCGAGGCCAAGGCGGUGGACGUCGCCGUGAAGGUGUGCCGCCGUGUGGACCAAAUCCACGCCAAGGGCCUCAUCCACAACGACCUCAAGGGCGACAACGUCAUGCUGGACAAGGCGCUCGGCGUCUCCGUCAUCGACUUCGGCACGGCCACGCCCGAGGGAGGCGUCGUCGGCUACCAAACCGACGGCAGCUUCAGGGGCGAGUGGCUGGCGCCGGAGCUUUUCAGCGGAGGAGCCAGCACCCGCGCCUCCGACGCCUACUCCGUCGGCUUCCUCCUUGGCCAGAUCCGGGACGCCAUGAAGAGGCCCUCGGGGAAGGCCAGGGCCUCCGGCGGGGCACACGAGAGGUUCGCCAGCGCUAUCGAGGGGGCUUAG
This is a messenger RNA of Penaeus vannamei (Pacific white shrimp), 735 nucleotides long. RefSeq lists its product as uncharacterized. Lineage: Eukaryota; Metazoa; Arthropoda; Malacostraca; Decapoda; Penaeidae. Gene Ontology annotation, molecular function: ATP binding; protein serine/threonine kinase activity. The record is from RefSeq and is a predicted model, not a curated record. Gene Ontology annotation, biological process: protein phosphorylation.